AUGGAGGAAAAAUUAGCAAGGGCUAAAGGCAGACACCUUGGUCUCGGCGCGUAUUUGAAAACUCUUUUAAGUGAAUUAAACGAGUAUGUUUCUUCGAAAAGCGGUGAUUGCGAGCAAUCUAAACUCCUUGGGUUGAGAAACAAUGUGGCUAGUAUCAUCGAACAAUUGGCGACUGUGCACAAUGAAAUAUUAUCCUUGAUAGAUCCAAAGGACAUUGAGCCGGAAAUUAUUCGUCACAUGAAAGCUUUAGAACCUUGUCACCAAGUUUUGGCAAAGGCGGAUUUGAAACUUGAAGAAAUUAAGCAAGGGCAAAGUAAUAUUAAUAGCGCAAGUUAUUCCUUAGGUGCAGCCGGUUUAAGCACAAAUAGAAGUCCUGCGCAUUGUAAGCUGCCAAAAUUAGCAUUACCAGAGUUUACGGGGGAACCCUUAGAUUGGCAGGAGUUCUGGGAUCAGUAUCAAGUGUCGAUCCACAGUAAUAUAAACAUAAGUGAUAUUGAUAAAUUCAAUUAUUUAAAAGGUUGUGUGAAAGGGAAAGCUCUUGCGGCUAUUUCAGGGUUGACUUUAACUUCAGAUAAUUAUCAGGAGGCAGUUCAGGUUUUAAAGGAUAGAUUUGGGAAUGAGCAGGUGCUCAUUUCUGCACAUAUGGAGUCUCUACUUAAAAUUAAUAAAAUUAAGUCAGUUGAUAACAUUAAGGGGUUAAGGAUUUUGUACAGUCAUGUUGAAAACUGUAUGAGGAACUUGAAAUCUCUUAAGCUUGACACCAGUGGGUAUGGCUCUCUUCUCAUUCCAAUUUUAAAGGACCGCUUGCCCGAUGAGAUUAAUAUGAUUAUUUCGAGACAGUUUUGUGGUAAAGUGUGGAACUUAGAUAAGGUUAUGGAAUUUUUUAACAAUGAGCUUCGUGCUCAAGAAGAUUGUAAUUUCUCAUUGAGUAAUAAAUCAGAUG
Messenger RNA from Paramuricea clavata, 943 nucleotides. NCBI's taxonomy places the organism in Eukaryota, Metazoa, Cnidaria, Anthozoa, Malacalcyonacea, Plexauridae. The record is from the annotation of a GenBank genome assembly.